AUGAAUUUAGAUGCUGUUCAUAGUUCACAUCAUAAUGAUCUAUUUGUUCCUGAAAAUGAAAGAGUUGAUUUAAGUGUUAGGAAUUUGAAGGUUGUUUUCAAAAAGAAAGAUAAGAAAGAUUGGAAACAAAAGUUGCCAGGAAAGAAUAAUGAUGAAGAGAAACAAGGUACCGCUGUUGAAACUGGUGCUCCAGCUAAAAUAAUUUUGAAUGAUAUCAGCUUAGAUUUACCUAAAGGUCAACUUUUGGCUAUCUUGGGUGCUUCAGGUAGUGGUAAAACAACAUUAUUGAAUACUCUUUCAUCAAGAAUGAGUUUUGCCAAAAAUUCAAGUAACCCUUUCCAAUUUGAAGGUUUGGUUCAAUAUUCACAAAGAAAUCCAAAUGUUUCAUAUUUAUUGCAAGAAGAUUUGUUCAUGCCUGGUUUAUCAGUUAGAGAAACUUUGAAAUUUACAGCUCAACUCAAACUUCCAAAUUCAUCAAAUCAAGAGAUUGAUAGCUUGAUUGAUUAUUUAUUUGAAGCUUUGGAUUUGAAAAAAAUUGAAAACACAAUGAUUAACGAUUUUAAGUAUAAAUGUACAUUGAGUGGUGGUGAACAGAGAAGAGUGUCAUUAGCUAUCCAAUUGUUGACAAAACCUUCAGUGUUAUUCUUAGAUGAACCAACAACAGGUCUUGAUGCGAACACGUCAAUCCAUUUGGUCCAAACUGUUAAAGAUUUAGCUGCUAACUUUGGUAUCACUGUUAUCAUGACCAUUCAUCAACCAAGAUCUGAAAUCUUGGAAAUUGUUGAUCAAUUAUGUUUAUUAGCAAAAGGUGGUUCAAUGUUAUUUAUGGGUUCAUUAAAUGAAAGUCAAUCAUAUUUUGAACAAACUAAUUAUAUUACUAGACAAAUUAAAGUUGAAGAUGAUGCCAAUUUUGCUGAUUUUUUAUUGAAAGUUUCUGCAAUUGAUCAAACAGUGUCUAAAGAAGUUGAAAUGGAAGCCAGAGAACGGGUUAACAAACUUGUUUCCCAUUGGAGAUCUCAUCAAUCAUUGAAAUCGAACAUUGAAUAUUCAAACACAUUUGAAUCUGGUCAACCAAUUUUCAACCAAAAUAAAACAAACAAACCAUCUUUCAUUAAAGAAGUUAGAAUUUUGAUGCAUAGAUGCUAUGUGUUAACUAUUAGGGAUGGUCAAAGUAUGAUAACAUUACAUGGUAUCAUGAUUAUGCUUUCAAUCAUAUUGGGUUAUGCAUUUUAUAAACCAGGUGGUGAUUUAGGUGGUAUCCGCUCUAUUACCUCUUCCCUUUAUAUUUGUUGUGAAGUUUUAGGAUUUACACCAUUGAUUUAUGAAAUUGAAAGGUUAGCUGCAACUGAUGGUAGAUUUUUAGUUAGAGAUAGCAAAGAAGGUGUCCAUUCUAUUACAGGGUUUCUUUUGGCUCGUAAAUUGGUCAAAUUAGUUUUGGAGGAUAUACCAAUUGCUAUUGUGUGGUCGCUUAUUACAUACUUUAUGUGGGGAUUGAAUGAAACAAGUAAUUUUGGUAUAUUUUUCAUCAAUAAUUUAUUAAUUCUCGGUGUUGGUAUGGGUACUGCUCUACUCUGUUUCAUGUUGGGUAAAUAUCAAUUUGGUGCUGCUAAUUUGAUUGUUAAUUAUUUUUAUCAAUUACAAAACUCUGCAUGUGGUUAUUUCGUUAAUGCAAAAACCAUGCCUGUGUAUGUUAGAUGGACAAAAUAUUUAGCUAAUUUCUGGUAUGCUUUUGGCUCAUUAGUUUCCAAUAGUUUUUCAGACUAUACAGGUGAUUGUCCUUACGAACCUGGUAGCAGUGAAUGUUAUGAAUAUACUGGUGAAUAUGUCUUGAAGAACUUAGGUUAUCCAAAAAGCUGGUAUGCUACACCUAUUGUUGUUAAUAUUGCGUGGAUGUUAUUUUUCAAUAUUGCAAGUGGUACUUUACUUUGGUUUCAAUCAAGACGCAAGACUGUUCGUACAGUUAAACCAAUUCUGCCAAAGACUAAAUCACUGUUCAAUAGUGGUGUUCAAUCAAACAAAGAAAUUUUAACUAAAGUUUAUUCAUCCAAAUUCAUUGGUGAAAUUUUUGUUAACUUGAAAGAUAUCAGAUUGACUUUGAAACCAUCAUUUAUGAAGAAUACUGUUUUGCGUAAACCGUAUGAUGCUAAACAACUUCUCAAAGGUGUUACUUGUACAUUUAAACCAGGUGUUAAUGCAAUUAUGGGUCCUUCAGGUUCAGGUAAAACAACAUUGUUGAACUUUGUUACUGGUCGUACACAAAAAAGUACAAUUUCAGCUAAAGGUGAUGUACUUUUGAACCAAGAUGAAAUACCAUUUGAUUUGUUGAAAAAAAUCACAACUUAUGUGGUUCAAAAUGAUAAUGUUUUAAUUCCAACUUUAACAGUUAGAGAAACCCUAUAUUAUCAAGCUAGAUUAAGAUUAGAUGUUUCAAGAUAUCCUUAUAUCCCUGUGAUUGUUACUGAUUUAAUCAGAAAAAUUGGUCUUACUGAUGUUGCUGAUAUACCAAUUGGUGAUGCUCAUACUAAAGGUAUCUCGGGUGGUGAAAAGAGAAGGGUUUCAAUUGCAAUUCAAUUAUUGAAUGAUUCAAAGAUUUUAUUGCUGGAUGAACCAACUUCAGGUUUAGAUUCAUUUACAUCAAGUUCUAUUAUUGCAUUAUUGAACGAGUUAGCUAUUACAGAGGGUAAAACAAUUAUCUUAACAAUUCAUCAGCCAAAAUUUGAAAUUUUCCAAAAAUUCGAUAAUGUUUUGUUAUUAGCAAAUGGUUCAGUUAUUUACGAUGGUGCUCCACUAGAUAUGAUUGAAUACUUUGACUCCAUGGGUCUUAGACCAGAACCUGAAAUGAAUUUUGCAGACUAUAUGUUAGAUGUUAUUUCAAAUAGAAGUGAAAAUGGACCAGAAACUGCUGCUAAGAUGAUUGCAAACUGGACUAAAGUUGAUAAAGGUGAAUUCACUGAAGAUACUAUUCCAGUAUCUGAAGAUAAAGCUAACAAAGAAUAUGAUCUUGAUCAAUACAAAACAUUAAUUAAAAAACCACAUAUUCUAAAAGUUGCAUUCCAACCAAUUUUAGAGAGACAAUUCAAGGUAAUUUUAAGAAGCCCUAAUGUUUUCUUUUGUCGUUUUGGUCAAAUCGCUGGAUUAUCAGUCAUUCAUGCCUUAUAUUUUUCACCAAUGAGAAAUGACUCUGAAUCUGUUUUAAAUAGAUUAGGAUUGAUCCAACAAGUGACUGUCUUAUACUUUGUUGGUAUGUUGAGUAAUGUUACAGUUUUCCCAAUUGAAAAAUCAACAUUUUAUCAAGAAUAUGAGGAUAAUACCUAUAACCCAUUAACAUUUAUGAUUUGCUAUUUGAUCAAUGAACUUCCAUUCGAAUUAAUAACUUCAUUCAUUUUUGCAAUUUUCACAGUUCUAGUUGUUGGAUUACCAAGAAAUGGAGGUAUGUUUUUCACAAUGUUUUAUAUGUGCUUUGGUAUUUUAAACAGUGGUGAAAGUUUUGGUAUGAUGUUUACUUCUCUUUUUGAUCAUUUGGGUAUCGCUGUCAAUUUUGUUGCAAAUUUACAAGUUGCUGGUGUUUUCUUAGCUGGUACCAUGUCUAUUAAUGUUCCAGUAUUAUAUAAAGCAUUCAAUUAUAUCAGUCCAUUGAAGUAUGUUGUUUUGGCAUUGGCAGAUUUAGUUUUUACAGGUCAGAAAUUUGAUUGUCCAGAAGGGAUUGAUACAUGUUCUUUACAAACAGGUGAACAAGUUCUAGAUCAAUAUAAAUUCAAUAGUAAAUUAUUUACCAAUUACGUUGCACUUGCAGCUAUUUUAAUCUUAUAUAGAUUGGUUGCUUAUGGAAUCUUUGAAUUCAAGGUUAGAGUUUUAAGAAAAUGA
Molecule: messenger RNA, 3864 nt
Organism: Hansenula ciferrii
Lineage: Eukaryota; Fungi; Ascomycota; Saccharomycetes; Phaffomycetales; Wickerhamomycetaceae
Product: Pleiotropic drug resistance protein
Exons: 1
Coding region: 1-3864 (1287 amino acids)
Cellular component (GO): membrane
Molecular function (GO): ABC-type transporter activity; ATP hydrolysis activity; ATP binding
Source: RefSeq, a predicted model, not a curated record